AGGCCAUGAUCAACAUUCGCAAAAGAGUCGAGCUAGUCGAUGUUCUCAUCUUGGAAGACAACAACAUUCCUCAUUUGCCUUCACGGGCUUUCGGUUCGGUGCAAGUGAACCGACUCUUCCUGGAGAACAAUAGAAUGAACUCCAUUGAUCGGAACGCGUUUGCCGGCGUAGAGGAGUUCAUCAGUGAGAUCUACAUCAAAGAGCCUCAACUCCAGAUCCUACCCAAGGACUCGAUUGAGUUUCUGAAGAAACUCACCGUCUUCAGCGUCGAGAACUCGCUGAUUUCUGAUAUGCCCAGAUUGGAAGGCCUUCAAGAACUACAGCUCUUCAAGAUCGAUGGAAGCAAAGUGAGGAAUCUUCCCGGAGACAGUCUUCGGAACUUGCCCUCUUUGCGGUAUUUGCACAUCUCGGAAUCUGAGAUUGUCAGGCUGGACAUUGGAGUGUUGGAAAAACUUCAGCAUUUGGUCCUGGCCAACUUCACGAACAAUGCCAUCUCAUGGAUCCACCCUCGAGCUUUCCGUUACAUGGAAGAUAUGACCGAGGUGAAUUUGAGUGGGAACAAGCUCCGCGAUGCGGCCAUGGUUGGCAGAGCCAUGCGGGUGGUUAAGACCCUAAAAAAGCUGGAUGUGAGCCGAAACGAAAUUGCAGAUCUACGACAAGGAAGUUUCAUCGACAUAAUUAGCUUGGAGGAAGUCAACUUGAGCCACAAUAGAAUCACGGAGCUGAACCGUGGAGCCCUUCAUCGCAUGCCCCGCCUGAAGACGGUGGACUUGAGCUUCAACCAGAUACGAUCUUUCCACAGCGACUCGUUCAUGGACACCCCUCAGGUGGAGCACCUCUACCUGAGCCACAACGAGCUAAAUCACGUGACUGAUGUGAGCUUCGUCAUGGAUUCAUUGCCCAAGUUGACCUUGCUUGAUCUUAGUCACAAUGACAUUCGCGAGAUUCCUUUUGGCGCCCUUCGUGGCUAUCCUCGGUUGCAGAACUUGAACCUGGCUAACAACCAAAUCAGUCAGGUGUCACGGGAGGCCUUGGCAGAUCUCCCUUCCUUGAUGGAAUUGGAUCUCAGCGCAAACAAGCUGAUUACGGAUGCCAUGGAUGGACCGAUCUUCGAUCUGCCCUAUCUGAAAGUGCUAAGACUCGCCUUUAACAAACUCAGUAAACUGAAUGGCAAGAUCCUGUCCAAUUUGAAUCAAUUGCAAAAUCUGGACGUGAGCCACAAUGGAAUCAUGGAUCUGAGUGAAGACGCCUUUCAAGGGAUCAAGAUUGUGCAAAACGUGAAUAUGUCCUAUAACAACGUCAAAGAGAUCAAAAGUGGCACUUUUGAAGGGCUGGUCCACUUGAAGAUUCUGGAUGCGAGUCACAACGAGCUUGUGGCACUCUCCGACCAUCUUUUGGGGGAUCAGAAGAACUUGGAGCAUCUCUCGUUUGCCCACAAUCAAAUCCAACUCGUGUCGAGUCACUUAGUGGCCAGACCAAACGAUCUUCGAGUUCUCGAUUUCACGUCCAACUACAUUCUAAAUUUCCCAGAAGAGCUGAUCAAUCACUUGCCCGAGUUGCGGGAACUUCGUUUCCGACAAAAUGCAAUCCAGCAUUUGGGUCGUGGCAGUUUCCAAGGCCUUCAUAAACUUGAGGACAUUGACAUGCAUGACAACCGCAUAGAAGCAAUCGAGGAUGACGCCUUCAAAGACCUCACGGACCUCAAAACCUUGGAUUUGAGUCUUAACAUUAUUAGCACGGUGGGCGACACUUUGGAACCCUUGGGGAACCUUAUGAAGCUGAAUCUCAGUGAUAACUACAUCACCUCCUUGCCACGCAACGCCUUUCAUUCCCUCACGCGGUUGUCAAGCUUAGACGUCUCCAAUAACACCAUCAUGGAAAUUGGCAAGGCCUUCGUGGGGAUGCCUGAAUUGAAAUAUCUCGACCUUAGUUACAACCAUCUACCCAUCAUUAAGGAUGGAGCGUUCAAGAACCUGCCCUCUCUGAUUUCAUUGCAAUUGCACGAUAAUUCGGUGACGAAAAUCGAAUCAGAUGCUUUCCAAGAUCUUUACAAUUUGGAAAUAAUUCGAUUGACCAAGAAUGGCUUGUCAGAAGUGCGACGCAACAGCUUCAAGGAUCUCACCAGUUUGGAAGAGCUGUAUCUGAACGACAACUUGAUCGAGACACUUGAGGAUCGUGCUUUCGUCGAUUUGUACUCUAUGAAGGAGCUUCACUUGGACCGAAAUCUCAUGGAGGAAUUAAACGAAAAGGCAUUUAUUCGCACCCCUUCACUCAGGUCCUUGAACAUGAGCUACAACUUGCUGCGAGAUCUGCCUCGAAAUGGAUUCAGAGGGUUGGAAACCCUGGAAAAUGUGGAUCUGAGCUUCAACGACCUACGGGAAAUCGAUGAGCGAGCCUUUCUAGAAAUGAGAUGGCUCACCCAUUUGAAAUUAAAUGACAAUAAUAUUUGUCGAAUUCGAGCCAACGCCUUCAAAGAUGCCCAAUCUUUGAAUUCCAUCAGCUUGAGCAACAAUCGACUUACCAGGAUCUACGAGCAAUCCUUCGGAGAAAACAACUAUCGUAUCUCUCGAAUGGAAAUUGCAGGCAAUCCUUUGACUUGCGACUGUAACACGUUAUGGUUGAGAAAUCUGGCUUCGGACACGAAUGUGGUGCCCGAUGAACCUCGAUGCUACUUUCCUCGAGCUCUGUCCGGAAAACCAUUGCGACAACUUAGAACCUCUCGGUUCACUUGUGAUUCUCGAGCGGGUGAGAAUCUCAUCAAGGAUGCGUGCUCGGGGAUUCCCUUAAAACGGCCCAUCCAAGAAGCCAUCCAAGAACAAACUACGCAACAAAAUGUUGUAACACAUUACCCAGAUCUUCGAGAUCGGAACAUCAAUUUGGAAGACAACGUUUCCAAUGACAAGGUGGCUGGGGACACUCCAACCAUUUAUGCCGAAAUUAAAGACCCCGAAGACGGGGAGAAGUCAGAUGAAGACGACAGUGUGUUCUCUAUUUUUGGAAUUCCCAUCCCGAAACUUCCUUUGAAUUUGAAUUUUGCCCUUUCACCUGCUCUCUCCUCGGGUUUAUUGCCCAUCGGUCGAAAAGGAGACAAUGCGAACCAAGCUCCAGAUACGUCAUCAUCUAAUAAAGCCCCCACAAAUCAGAUCGUUCCCCCGGAAGUAGAUCAAACCCGUGGACCCGACUUUUUAGAUCCCAUCUGGGUGGAAACUGGCUUAAAGGCAGCCGGAUUCUUAUUGCCUAAACUGGCUGAGAGCUUUGCCAACAGAGGCACUUCUUCGUCUAGUAAUGGGGCGGCUACAGAAAAAAGACAAGUAUCCAAGUCUGGGAACAGCGAGAACAAUGAGAUGUUUAAUUACCAGCACCCGACCAAUCCAAUUAUUCCCUUACGUUCGGGGUCCACUUCGAACCAAGAAAACCCAAGAUAUUUUCCUCAAGACGGGACGAAUGAGGAAUAUUUCCCCAAGGGCUACAUUCCUGCCAUUCAAUACAAUCACCCAGUACCCAAUGGCUAUCCCUUGCCUAUGUCAGGCCAUACCCCCAUCCAUGCCCAUCCCAAUGACCAGGUGUCUUUGCCGUCUAAUGAUGAUUUCAAUUCUGCUGUCCCGAAGCAGAACAUUCCCCGUCAAACAAUUGGUCAACGACCAUCCUCGGGUGCUAAUCUCGGUUUUGGUAGUUCUCAAGAUGACGUGAAUGGUUUCAAACCUCUGUUUAGACCUCACACCAAAGAUCCCAUGUUCUCGCCCAAUCAAGGUCAACUGCAACCCGGAUCCAGCUUUCAAUCCGCCUUUCCAGAGCUAGACUCCCCAAUGACUCCUCUUCCACCUGGAUUCAAAGUGGCUGAUGCUUCAGAUCUGACGGAUACCAGCAAUAAAUAUCCGCAUUUGAACCAUCCGUCGCUCCAGUUCACGUCACCCGCCAACAAUGAGGUAUCCUCUUCAGAAUCGACUUCUUUCACACCAAUUAGUACAAGCACACUUCAGCCCAAUAAUCUUGGACCGAGUUAUCAAGCAGUCCCUGGAAGUUUCCCUGACUCUAGUUCUAUUGACCGACCACCAAUUCUCAAUCCCGGUCCUUUGCUAACUAAUCUAUUUGCUUCUACCAACGAAGAUACUUCAAGCACAACCCUCAGCGACAUCUUGGAGGGACAAGUUAAGAGCGACCCGAAUCCAGACUAUGAAUACGAGUAUGUGUAUGAAGAUGUCGUGCCCGAAACAAAAGCUUCAUCCCCCAUUGCAUCCCUCCCGGGGUUCAAUCCUCCAUCAGAUCAUGUUGAAGGACAAGCCGAAAUUCAAAGGCUGCUGGAGGAAUUCAGACGACAAAACGUGGAAGAGCGAGAAGUGACAGAACGCGUCAUCCCGACUUUGCAGGUUCAAGAGGUCACAACUUCAAGUUCUAACGAGGUCAGUACUGAAGGUGUGGAAAUCGCCCAUCGAGGAACACCCAAGAUUGUGCCCGAAACCACCACCUUUAAUCUAAUCGAGACAGAGCCCGAUUACACCACUACAUCGUCGGAAUACUUUGACGAGCCCAAAGAUGACGAGCCCGAAUAUCAGUAUUACUAUGAAUACUACGACGAUGAGGAAGACCCAGCCUCAACCACCGAAGGCUUGACCACCUCCAGUGAGCAACCUGGAGACAACAUCUUAGCCCAGCCUCAACAAUCUCUCGACGAUAUUUUCAACUUGAUGAAGCAAAAGGGCGAUUUUGACCAAAACUCGCCUCAGUCCAAGAACUUCGAGCGCCCUACGCCACCUCCACCCAUUCGAACCUCGACUCAGCUUUAUGAUGUGAACGGGAACUAUUUGGAAAGCCAACGGAGCUCUGUCACCGUGGAUAGUGUGAGUGCGAGUCGCAUUCAAGCUCCUGAGGUGCCGGAUUUGGAUGAGCCCAAAUCCUCCACUCUCUCGUCACUUGACGGGAGUGUAACCCGACGAUCUUCGAGUCCUUACCCGUUCCACCCUGAUCGCUCGGAUCCUGCUAGUAAGCCCAAUAGGGAUGACCAGCCAGGAUGGUACUACUCGAAUUAUAAUAAGGACAAUGUGGAGCCUUUCCGCGGUCCAGGAGCUGAUGACAUGCAGCACAACGGAUCCUCCUCCAGUCGAUUGCACUGUUUGAAUAGCGCACCUCUGACUCUCAUUUCUACCGUGUUGUUAGUCCUGGCUCCCAGAAUAUGGGGAACAUGGCACGUAUAAAUUGUACAAUUGUUUCCUACUCUUUUAUGAAUUCGUACCUUAUAAUGUACACAUGAGGAAUCAUUCUAUGAAUGUUUAGCAAACUGGAUUUGCUCUGUGUCUUCUCUAGAGGCCAAAAUUUGUGAGAUUUAUGACCGACAGUCAACAACUUCAUGUACAUAAAGACUUAUUAUUGUAACGAAAUACACCCCGUUGACAAGUGA
Messenger RNA from Tigriopus californicus, 5395 nucleotides. Its product is annotated as protein artichoke-like. NCBI's taxonomy places the organism in Eukaryota, Metazoa, Arthropoda, Copepoda, Harpacticoida, Harpacticidae. Gene Ontology annotation, molecular function: protein binding. The record is from RefSeq and is a predicted model, not a curated record.